This is a messenger RNA of Rhodamnia argentea, 1143 nucleotides long. RefSeq names its product probable tyrosine-protein phosphatase DSP4. The record is from RefSeq and is a predicted model, not a curated record. NCBI's taxonomy places the organism in Eukaryota, Viridiplantae, Streptophyta, Magnoliopsida, Myrtales, Myrtaceae. Gene Ontology annotation, cellular component: cytoplasm. Gene Ontology annotation, molecular function: phosphatase activity. Gene Ontology annotation, biological process: protein dephosphorylation. Bases 256 to 891 code for a protein of 211 amino acids. The transcript has 5 exons.
UCCCCUCUUUGCCUUGCUGUCCACGGCAAAAGCGCGCGAGUGCUUAGUGCUAAACGCGGGCGUGACCUCCGCGUAGAAAAGUCAACAGAUCAGACCCAAAAGUUCUUCGGUCAUCAAAUCCCUAAUUCCACCUUUCUCCACACGAAGAUCCUGAUCCCGAUCCCGAUUCCCCGAACCCGAUACCGGAGUUGAAUCCCUGCGAUCGGUUCCUCGGUUCCUCUGGUUUUUGAAUUUUUUUUUGGCGCGAAAGGGCCCAUGGCGCUCGACGCCUUCGACGGCGAGGUGUGCGCGGCGGCGACCGGAUCGCCGCCCCCGCCGCCGGAGGGCGUCGACGGGAGGCUUUCGCCGGCGGGGGCUCCGGCGAACGGGGCCGAGGGGGAGAGGGACGGGGACGAGCUGUUCGUGCCCCCGCUCAACUUCGCGAUGGUGGAUGGCGGCGUGUUCAGGUCCGGCUUCCCCAACGGCGCCAACUUCGGCUUCCUGCAGUCGCUCGGGCUCCGGUCGGUCAUAUAUUUGUGUCCUGAGCCUUAUCCGGAGGCGAUGAACGAGUUCCUGAAGGCCAAUGGGAUUCAGUUUUUCCAAUUCGGCAUCGAGGGAUGCAAGGAGCCUUUCGUCAAUAUUCCACAGGAAGCAAUUCGUGAAUCCCUGAAAGUACUCCUUGAUGUGAGGAACCACCCUGUCUUAAUCCACUGCAAACGUGGGAAGCACCGAACCGGUUGUCUUGUGGGAUGCUUAAGAAAGUUACAAAGGUGGUGUCUGUCUUCUAUCUUUGAUGAGUACCAGAGGUUUGCCGGCACUAAAGCUAGAGUAUCGGAUCAGAGAUUUAUAGAGUUGUUUGAUAUUUCAAGCUUGAAGCACUCGCCAAUGUCAUUUUCUUGUUUAAAAAGAUGACGUUGAUAUUCCAGCUGUUGCUGCCGACUAUCAAGGAUCCAAAAGGAGUGCUCGAGAUAUUGAAGCGGAGCCAUAGUAUGUUUUCUAUCUUUAACACUUUAACACUGUCUUGAGGGUAGGGUAGAGUAUGCAGAGUAGAUAACGUUAGUUGUCGGGGAAUAUUGCAUGGACAUCUGAGAGUAGAACAGGGCGCAAAGCAAAUGUUAUUCGCUACUGCUGUCCGUGUAUUAGCUUUUCCAUUCGUUCGUUAGA